Molecule: messenger RNA, 1443 nt
Organism: Aspergillus wentii DTO 134E9
Lineage: Eukaryota; Fungi; Ascomycota; Eurotiomycetes; Eurotiales; Aspergillaceae
Product: succinate--CoA ligase subunit beta
Exons: 7
Coding region: 190-1443 (417 amino acids)
Biological process (GO): succinyl-CoA metabolic process; tricarboxylic acid cycle
Cellular component (GO): succinate-CoA ligase complex; mitochondrion
Molecular function (GO): ATP binding; metal ion binding; succinate-CoA ligase (ADP-forming) activity
Source: RefSeq, a predicted model, not a curated record
CUCGAAUAAUGUGGUCAUCGAUUCCAAUGCGCCACACGGAUUGGUUCACCAGCACUUUAAAGUAUUUGCGUGGGAGCUCGUGACCUGCACAUUCCCCAGUAACUUGGAAUUUCUUUCUGGACAUGGCUUUACUCUCCUUUCCAAAUCAACCUUCCAUAUCGACGUGGAAAGAAGAAAACAACGACCGUGAUGCUUCGCUGCUACCGCUUAACGCACGCUUUUAGAGAUGCCCUGAAGCAACAAGUCCGAAAUCUGACCCUGCUCGAGCACCAUUCCCACAAGAUUCUCCAUCAGUAUGGCAUUCCAGUACCUGAUGGACGGGUAAUCGACAGCCCGCUGGAUGCCAAAGCUGUGGUAUCAGCUAUAGCUACAGGCGCGCCAUCCAUGAUGAAGGCCCAGAUUCUCGCCGGAGGCCGGGGGAAAGGAACGUUCAACACGGAUGGAAAGGGUGGUGUGCGAUUUGUAUCGACGCCAAACGAAGCCCUCGAAAACGCUGCCAAUAUGCUCGGUCAUUAUCUAAAAACAACACAAACACCACCUAGUGGGCUCCUUGUGAAGAACCUCUAUAUAUACAAAGCAGUCAACGUCGCACACGAGUACUACUUUUCCAUCACCUUCGACCGCAAGCGAUACAGUCCCGUCAUCCUUAUAUCCGACGAAGGCGGCGUCAACAUCGAAGCCAACGCGGAUAGCCUUCAUAAAUUCCCGUUUUCCCUCGAUACAGGCAUCACGCCCGAUAUCAUAUCGCGAAUUCAUGGCGCGAUGCUCUUUUCCACCACCGAAAUGCGAGUCAUAGAGCAUGUCAUCCGGCGGAUGGCAGAUCUGUUUCGCGAACGAGACGCCAUUCUCCUCGAGCUGAACCCGCUCGCACUGACGACGGAAGAACAAUUCAUCUGUCUUGAUGCAAAGUUUGAGUUUGAUAAUUGUGCUGCGUUUCGCCAGGAAGAUAUUUUCAACCUUGAAGAACGCGAACACAUGCCGGACUCGCGGGUCGAGUACGAAGCUGCUCAGCUUGGUCUUUCCUACGUUCGUCUAGAUGGGAAUAUCGGGAAUAUCGUCAACGGCGCGGGCCUGGCGAUGGCGACGAACGAUUUGAUCACCAUCCAUGGAGGAAAAAGUGCUAACUUUCUUGACAUUGGGGGCAAAGCGAGCACUGCGACAUUGCUCAAGUCGUUUGAGAUUUUGAAUCGGGAUCCCCGCGUCAAGGGUAUCCUGAUUAAUAUUUUUGGUGGUAUUGUCCGCUGUGAUAUGAUCGCCCAAUGUAUCCUUCAAGCAGCAUCCAUCCUAGGAGGCUUCCGAGUUCCCGUUGUAGUGCGGUUGCAGGGAACGAACAGCGAUGAAGCGCUGAAACUACUCGAGGAUUCGGGGUUGGAUCUGUGCACGGAGACGGAUUUCGACUCGGCAGCUGCAAAAAUAGUUGAACUGACAUCUGGCCAUAACUAG